UUCUCUCAUGUUCUUUUCCUCGUCGCCAGUCUCUCUCAUGUUCUUCCUCAGAAGUCGGAACAACACCUGCUCCUCAUCCAAAUCGAGCUUCUCUCUCAAAUCCAUGGCCUGGACCCGUGACACAGCUUAGCCCAUUCCCGUUGCUGUAGGUUUCGCCCCCAACUCCUCCUCGCUCCACGGCGGCACCGCCGCUUUCUUCCAGCAUGUUCAAUCCGGCGAACCCCUCAUACCGGUGGGAGAAAGGCUGCGCGCCAACCAGUGCCAGGUCCUCCUCUCCUCCCCGCGGCGAGACGGCGCCGAGCGGCUCAUCGAUGACCUCCUCGUCGACAUCCUCUCCCGCGUCCCCACCAAGUCGCUCUGCCGCUUCAUGUGCGUCUCCAACCAUGUCCGGCUUCUUCUAUGGCCGCACCAUCACCGAGGACCACGAGUGGCUCCCGGGACCACCCGUCCACUUCACCAGUGCCCCAGGGAGAUGCGGCCUGCCGAUCGACACCUCCUGCGCCUUCCUGCCCAACCACCGCCGCGUCGAUCUGCUGGACUGCUGCAACAUCCUCCUCCUCUGCGGCUGCCGCUGGUAUGGCCUCUCCGCCGAGGCUAGCGAGUUAUCUCGUGUGCAAUCCGGCCACGAAGAAGUGGGUCCUGCUGCCGGACUCCUGCUAGGCCACCAUACAUUUGGGCUUGAAUCCGGCUGUGUCGUCGCAUUUGUAUGUGUUUGAGCUGCUUUUUCUUUUGGAAAUGGAGGCGUACCCCCGCCUCUCUGCAUCGUAAUGAUGCAUACAGUCAUCUUAUUAAAAAAUCCACGAAGUAGUACAAAGUCAAAAAGAAGUAUUACAGCUCGCAAGCGAAGCAAAGCAAAUGAAUAAAA
Molecule: messenger RNA, 865 nt
Organism: Aegilops tauschii subsp. strangulata
Lineage: Eukaryota; Viridiplantae; Streptophyta; Magnoliopsida; Poales; Poaceae
Source: RefSeq, a predicted model, not a curated record